This is a messenger RNA of Metarhizium album ARSEF 1941, 3168 nucleotides long. Its product is annotated as alanyl-tRNA synthetase. Gene Ontology annotation, biological process: tRNA modification; alanyl-tRNA aminoacylation. Gene Ontology annotation, cellular component: cytoplasm; mitochondrion. The record is from RefSeq and is a predicted model, not a curated record. The transcript is spliced from 3 exons. Lineage: Eukaryota; Fungi; Ascomycota; Sordariomycetes; Hypocreales; Clavicipitaceae. Gene Ontology annotation, molecular function: amino acid binding; ATP binding; nucleic acid binding. Bases 1 to 3168 code for a protein of 1055 amino acids.
AUGCUUGUUGUCGGUCUCGGUGGCGGCUCUCGCGCUGUCAGACGGAUGGUCAAGCUGACGGCGACGGCGAUGGCGGCUGACGUUGGCACUGCUGGCCCCUUUGUACCUUCGGUUCCUUCCGCAUUUGUCUCGACUCAUUCUUGUAGAAGUUUCUACAAAACCCCCCACGUCCGCACACCGGGCUUCCACACGUCUCGCGCGACACGCUCGGCAUCACUGCACACUUCGGCCGUGGCACUUUUCGAGCUGCGCCGAUCAUCAUCACCACCACCACCACCACCAUCAUCAUCAUCAUCAUCAUCCGCCAACAUGAGCGAGCUCAAGUGGCCGUCUGCGCUGGUGCGCAAGGCCUUUUUUGACUACAUGGAGAAGCGGGGCCACACGAUCGUGCCCUCGGGUUCUGUCGUCCCCUACGAUGACCCGACCUUGCUCUUCACCAACGCGGGCAUGAACCAGUUCAAGCCCAUCUUCCUCGGCACCAUCAACAAGUCCGAUCCCAUGUCCAACCUCAAGCGUGCGGCCGAUAGUCAAAAAGUCAUCCGUGCCGGCGGCAAGCACAACGAUCUCGACGAUGUCGGCAAGGACAGCUACCACCACACCUUCUUCGAGAUGUUGGGCAACUGGUCCUUUGGCGACUACUUCAAGAAGGAGGCCAUCGAGAUGGCCUGGGAGAUUCUCACAAAAGUCUACGGCCUCGACCCCAAGAGACUGUACGCCACCUACUUCGAGGGCAACAAGGAGCUUGGCCUGCCCCCCGACGAGGAGGCCAAGCAGUUGUGGCUGGAUAUCGGCAUGCCUGCGGAUCAGAUCGUCCCCGGAGAUAUGAAGGACAACUUUUGGGAAAUGGGCGACCAGGGCCCCUGCGGACCUUCCAGUGAAAUCCAUUACGACAAAAUCGGUGGCCGGAAUGCGGCUCACAUUGUCAACAAGGACGACCCCAUGGUGGUGGAGGUUUGGAACCUCGUCUUCAUGCAGUUCGAUCGCCAAAAGGAUGGAAGCCUAAAGUCGCUGCCCGCGAAGCACAUCGACACCGGUAUGGGGUUCGAGCGAAUGGUUUCCGCUCUCCAGGAGACCGACUCCAACUAUGCCACCGACUGCUUCACCCCUCUGUUCAACCAGAUUCAACAAGUCACUGGCGUGAGGCCCUACUCGGAUAGGUACGGCAAGGACGAUGCUGAUGGUAUCGACACGGCCUAUCGGGUGAUUGCAGAUCACAUCCGAACGCUUUCCUUUGCCAUUACGGACGGUGCCGUCCCCAACAGCGACGGUCGCGGCUACGUCAUCCGACGAAUCCUCAGAAGAGGCGUGCGGUAUGCGCGCAAGUACCUCAAUGCCGAGAUUGGCUGCUUCUUCUCCAAAAUUCUUCCCGCUCUUGUUUCUCACAUGGGCGACCAGUUCCCUGAGCUCGUCAAGAAGCAGCUCGACAUCAAGGAAAUUCUCGACGAGGAAGAGGAGGCUUUCGCCCGAACGCUGGACCGUGGUGAGGCGCAGUUUGAAAAGUAUGCGGCCAAGGCGGCCAAAGACGGUGUCAAGAAACUUGGUGGCGAUGUUGUCUGGCGCCUGUACGACACGUUUGGUUUCCCGGUUGAUUUGACCCAAAUCAUGGCCGAGGAGCGUGGCCUCGAGAUUGACGAGAAUGAGGUCAACGUUGCCAAGGAGAAGGCUCGCGAAGCCAGCAAGGCUGUCAAGGCGUCCGUCGACACGUUUGCCAAGCUUGAUGUUCACCAGAUUGCCCACCUCGACCAGCAAAAGGUUGCCCGAACAGACGACGAUGCAAAGUUUGUCAAGGGCGACAGCACGGGCAAGGUUCAGCUCAUCUUUGACGGAAAGACGUUCCACACCUCUACCAAGGACCUGCCUGAGAGAACCGCCGUUGGUGUCUUGCUGGACAAGACCAACUUCUAUGCCGAGUCUGGCGGCCAAGUUGCCGACACUGGCCGAAUCGUGAUUGACGACGUUGCCGAGUUCAAGGUCAUGGAUGUCCAAAACUACGGCGGCUUCAUUCUGCACAGCGGUUACGUCGAGUACGGUGCGCUGUCGACGGGGGACCAGGUGAUUUGCGAGUACGACGAGCUUCGUCGCUCUCCCAUCCGCAAUAACCAUACCGGGACGCACAUCCUGAACCACUCCCUCAGGGAGGUUCUCGGCGACGACGUCAACCAGAAGGGCUCCUUGGUGGACAGCGAGAAGCUGCGUUUCGACUUUUCACACAAGAGCCAGGUCAAGAUUGAGGAGCUCCGCAAGAUCGAGGCCCUCAGCAACGAAUACAUUCGCCGCAACGCAAAGAUCUUCUCCAAAGACGUGGACCUGGACGUGGCGCGUCAGAUCGAGGGCGUCCGGGCCGUCUUUGGCGAAACGUAUCCCAAUCCCGUGAGAGUCGUCUCCAUCGGCAUGGACGUCGACACCCUGCUCAAAGACCCCAAGAAGCAGGAGUGGCGCCAGCACAGCGUCGAGUUCUGCGGCGGCACGCAUGUCGAGCAGACCGGUCUGAUCAAGGACCUCGUUCUCGUCGAGGAGAGCGGCAUCGCCAAGGGCAUCCGCCGCAUCAUUGCGUACACGGGCGAGGCGGCGCACCAGGUGCAGCGCGAAGCAGCCGACUUCUCCAAGAAGCUAGACGUGCUCGAGGCCAUGCCCUUUGGCCCGGCAAAGGAUGCCCACGUCAAGCUCAUCUCCCAGGAGCUCAGCCAGCUCGUCAUCUCCACGCUGACCAAGGACGAGCUCAACGCUCGCUUCCAGAAGAUUGCGACGUCCGUCGUCGCCGAGCAGAAGAAGCGCCAGAAGGCCGAGGCCGGCGCCGCGCUAGGCUGCGUCGUCAAGCACUUUGAGGAGAAGAAGGACGCCGACUACUACGUCGGCCGUCUCCCCAUCAGCGCCAACGUCAAGGCCCUGACGGAGGUCUUGAAGCACUUCCAGGCCAAGGACAAGUCCAAGUCGGUGUACAUAUUCGGAGGCAGUCGGGAAGAAGGCGCCGUCGUGCACGGCGUCUACGUCGGAUCUGCCCUUGCGUCCAAGGGCGUCACCGCCGAGCAAUGGGCGUCGGUGGUGUCAGACGUGCUGGGCGGCCGGUCAGGCGGCAAGGAGCCCACGCGCCAGGGGCAGGGCACGAAGCCCGAGAACAUUGACGAGGCGGUCGACGCGGCGACGAAGUGGCUCGUGGAGAGACUUUAA